Messenger RNA from Diaporthe batatas, 2240 nucleotides. RefSeq lists its product as uncharacterized. The transcript has a single exon. The record is from RefSeq and is a predicted model, not a curated record. Gene Ontology annotation, cellular component: transcription factor TFIID complex. Bases 314 to 2011 code for a protein of 565 amino acids. Gene Ontology annotation, molecular function: RNA polymerase II general transcription initiation factor activity. Gene Ontology annotation, biological process: RNA polymerase II preinitiation complex assembly; transcription initiation at RNA polymerase II promoter. Lineage: Eukaryota; Fungi; Ascomycota; Sordariomycetes; Diaporthales; Diaporthaceae.
CUUCCCUCCUGCAACAGAAAUCAGUUUUUAUUGCCCUCACGCCCCGCCGCCCUCUUCUUCGUCAGGUAUUCUUUACAAGAGCCUGAUUUCGCCAUAGGCCAGCGGAGUGGUCAUUGCAAAAUGAUCUAUGCUACUUGCUUGCCAACAUAAUCCCAUCCCAACACGUCCCGAUUUCGCUGAGCCCUCGACUUCAGAAGCUAGCGCGACACCGCGCAAGACACCAUUCGUCACAACCCUUGACCACGCCCACUUGCACCAACAUCUUGCAACCAACGCCUAGAAUCCCCCCAUUUGGCUUCCAUAUACGCACAACAUGGAGGUGCCCGAGAAGAAGAAGCUCAAGCUGAAGAUCAGCCGGACCCCGUCCAUGUCCAGCAGCGGUCCGGGGUCUGCCAAUCCAUCCAGCGCUGUCGGCUCUUCUCAACAUGUUGUCGCAACACCAGGCCAGAUGUCGCCCAAUAUUCCAUCCUCAGCCGACGCAGCUAUCAUGCCACCACCGGCAGUACCGGCAACACCAACAGAACAUAAAACACACAAGAUCAGGCUAUCUAUCAACAAGAGCCAGCCAUCCACCCCGGUCUCCGAGUCGCCACCAGUGUCUAGAAAGCCUCUUCCAACCAACAGGACUGCUCUGCCCGGCGCUCCGCCGGCGGGCGAGGCACAAGCCCCUUUGACUAUGACCAAGGCAGGGCGGACCUCGAAACCCACAGCGAAGAAGCGCGCCAAGGCGGAUGCCGAUAGUGGCGAUGAGGCCCAGCCGAGCAGAAAUGCCCAGGAACCUGCGAAGAAGAAGAUGAGAACAAUCAAGUUGAAGUCGGGCCCCGAUGCUCCCAGCGCCCGGAGAAAUUCGUCAUUCAGAAUCGCUAUCAAAGAUUCUCACAAGUCGACAUUCUACCGUGAGAAUGGCUCGGGCUACGACUCGGAAAUGGAAGACGUCGAGGAGGAUCCCGUCAUCGAGGAACAAAUUGUGCUGCGCAUGAUGGAAGGUCCUGAGUGCGACUAUAUCAACUCGUGCCUGGACGCAAAAAAGUUUCCUUCGGGCGGCAUGGACUUCAAAUUGAGGUGGCUCAAUGAGCGGAGGGCGAUCGUGACAGUCCAAGGACGGAUGUACGCGGCUGUGCUUGUUGAUAUGCCGACUAUUACGGAGGGAAUGAAGACGUGGGACAAGAAACUCAUGAUCAAGUCAGGGGAUAUCUCUCAAAUGCUACUGGUUUUCGCUAGGGUUGAUGACGAGGCCUCGGCACGCACAGCAGAACUUCCCAAAGUCAUCUUCGACGGGCACAGGUGGCCACACGGAUUGACGCCACCCAUGCACGAUGCCGUCCAUCGCAGGUUCCGCAAGCGCUUGCACAAAAGUGAGAUUCUUAAUAAGGAACAAGAAGUACAGAGGCUGCUCCAGGCAGACAAGAACGCCGUUAGCACAAGGUACGAGUGGAUCGAUGAACGGAGGGAUACCAUGCAGGCGGGCACGCCAGAUAUGGAUCAAGAUGCCGAAGGAGAAGAAGAUGCAGAGGGCGAGGUCGACGAUACCUGGGACAUGGGCGCGAACAAUAUGGAUAUGAUUGAUGCCGAUAUCGAGGCUCAACUCGAGGCCGAACUCAACGACCUCGGUUCGGAAAUGGCAGAGACACCGAUUCAGGAAGGCGCUACCCCGGCAGCCUUCGCCCCAGAGACACCAGCAGCUGGUGCCGAGGCUGCAGAUCUGGAGAAUGGGGACAAGGCCUCGAUCGAAGGCGAGAGUGGAGAGGACUACGAUGACGACGAUGACGAUUCCGAUGAUGACGUGAACGAGGAGGAGAAGGAGCGCAGAGAACAGAUCCGAGGUGUGCGCGAGGAUGUCAGAGACAUCGAAAAGCAGAUCAAGACUUUACAGGCGGAGCUGGCCACAAAUGCCAAUCCGUUGUUGAGGAGACGUAUAGAAGGCAGGAUCAAAGGUCACAUGGAAGACCGGCAGUUGAAACUCGCUUCAAUAGGGGAAGUACCACCGGAGGAUGAGGACCAGGGCGAGUGAGCAACCUAUGAAGUGGGUUUGAGAUGUCGGGACUGAGGUUAGCACCUGACCCUACCCUGUGAGUAGUAUUGUCAGUCCCAGACUACCAUGUCGUCUGUCAGCAACACAGAAUGCCAUGAAGCCGGAGUGAGUAGCAGCUAUUGGGCUUUCUUGCGCUGUUUUGAGGCGCAUUUCCCAGGCCCUUGGAGGUUGAAUGGGCUUUAGCUUUAAUCAAGCAAGUUAAUUUAUC